AUGGAGUCGCCGGCCGAUUACCUCGACUCUCCAAUGGACGGAGAUGAUGUGGCAUACCCGUGCAAAGGCUGCGGAGACAUCUUAGAGGAAGGCAAGGCUUUUGAGCUUGCUGGCAAUCGAUGGCAUUUGAACUGCUUUCGAUGCAAUACCUGCGGAACCCUACUCGAUUCAGACGCGAAUCUUCUACUGUUGGGCGAUGGCUCCCUCAUUUGCAACAAUUGCACAUAUAGCUGCAGUGCCUGUGGAAACAAGAUUGAAGAUCUGGCUAUCCUCACUGGUGAUCAAGCAUUCUGCGCGACUUGCUUUCGAUGUCGGAAUUGCAAGCGCAAGAUCGAGAACCUUCGAUAUGCACGAACCUCACAAGGCAUAUUCUGUAUGAGUUGUCACGAGUCAUUGAUGGCAAGAAGAAGAAAGAAGUCGAGGGCUGCUGCCAACGCAAAGAAGAAAGACGAUCAGUCUCCGAUGCUAGUUGAUAAAUCUCUGCCAGCCUUACCACCCAAUGCAAUUCUGCAGAGUGCUUUCUCACCGGAUCGAGAGACGCCAGAUUCACUAGAUACAGAUACCCCAACAGAGCUGUCUCCCCGUCCGCGGCAGGGCUAUGCGCAGAAUGAUUCCUCGUCACGAAGUAGCUCUCGAAGACCCCAGGAUCGGUCGCCUGAGCGAACCUCGAGUGAAGGACCGGGUCGAGAACGAGAAGGCCUCACAUUACCAACUACCACAUAUCGGAACAAUCGACACUCAGCUAUCUCACAAGCUUCAGAUAUCAAUGGUGGUGAUGGGGAAAGCUUCUUUAUACCGCUGGCUCUUGACCCAACUCCUUCCCAGAACAUGACUCCACGGUCUACGUCCGAGACGUGGGCCGACCCAUCCAAGAAAAGCAAAGAGAACAAGGCUCCGGAGAAGGAUUACUUUGGCAUUUCCAAGAGCAAUGGGAGAUCAGCAGAGCCGAAAUCUAGGGAUGCAAGUUCGUCGUCGACACCGCAUAUCGCGUUCCAAGAGAAAGGGCGCCAGCCUUCUGCGGAAGAGACGGCACAGAUCAAGGACAGUAUCCGAAAAGCCCAAGCUGGGGGCAAGUCGUCCUCAUCUACGAAGGGAUCACCUGCUAUUGGAAGUGAUGACACUCGUGUCCAACAUGCGAACUCUCCAAAGACGUCCACUACCAACGGCAAAGCUCCAUCCACAAGCGACAAGUUCCGCUUAGGCGAGGUUCCGAAGGGGAAGAAGUCUACAGCUUCAAGGAGCAAUUCGCAGUCUGAGAUCAGUGACAGCAGUGUCUCUCGUUCUGCAUCUGGAGGAGGUCUGUCAGCGCCACCACGUAAAGAAGCUUCGGUUAGCACACCUGUAACAGACUCCCCCAAGCAAUUACUCACUACAGAAAAGGCUGGAACCCCGAGGUCUUCGCAAGACUCGAGAACGAGAGAUGAGGCAGAUUCCAGACCGUCUUUCGAUGCUCAUAGCCCUGCGAUGCCAAAACGAAUGGACUCUGGCGGUACCGCGAGGUCGAUACCAAGGAAAGAGAUAGCACCAGGGGCGGUCAAGAAUACGAUUAGUUCCAUGAGCUCUUCUUCUGGCGCAGAGACAUCACCCUCAUCUUCAUCGUCGUCAGAAACAUCUGGACUUACACCGACCGUGAAUGGGAAGUCUAUAUCUGGCCCCUUGGCAUUACAAUUGCCAGGUACUGUAGGUGAGGAUCUGGUUCCACCAAGCCGUGCCCCGAAUCGUCCUUCAGCACCACAGCAGAAAUUGAGCGACACCUAUAUGGCACCAAGAGCUCCACCAGCGCCUCCGUCAGCAACCUCACACGGCACGAAGGAUUCGAACGCUUCAUCUAAUGGUCCGCCAAGCUCGCCCAAGCUACCCAGAUGGAGCGCGGGCGGGGACUUUACAAUGGAUGAGGACAUGGCUAGGAUCUUGGGCACCGAUGAAAGCUCUCAAUCCAUUCUGCGAAGAGUUUCGAAUGCUGUUCGCCAUGGCAGAAACAACAGCGACAUUAGCAAUAGCCCGCGUCAUCCGACACAUGGUCGUAGUGUUAGUGAGACAACUCGCACAACUGCUUCACCACGAUGGCCGAAAACACCAAUUGCUGAAGAUUCAAACGCUGCAGCGAGAGAAAUCAGCAGUCCGAUUUCAGUCACCUCGCCUGUUUCCAAUGACGACCCGGCUUUGUUAAGGAGGCAACUUCGAAACUCAGAACAAAGGGUUGCAGAGCUUGAACGCCGAUUCGAUAGCGAAAAGGAUCUCAAGAAUCUGAAUAAGAAACUCAUCGAGAAGAGAAAGACGGUCUCAGUUCUCGAUUCGCAGACGGAAAUUAUGAUCCGGCAGUUGGAAGUUCUUGCGGGAUACGUCGAGAGGGCCAAAGACUCGAAAGAGCCAAUCAACAUUGCGGAGUUGGAAGAUUCUGCGAUCAAAGAAUUUGUGCAGAAGCUGGAACGCUUGAAGCAGACUAUGUCUGGCUCGGUGGAAUCUCUUUAUGAGGAGCGAAACGACCUUCUGGAAGAGAAGAAUCAGAUCAUCGCAGACCGUGACAGAGCUUUGGUGGAAUUUGAGCAGCUUUCUUCUAAGAAUGCUCAACUUGCUGACAUGAACAAUGACCUAACUCAUCAAAUCCAGGAGCGAUUCAAAGCCCAGAGUGGGAACAGUAUGGACAGCCCGAGACCUCCAAUGAAUGGACUUGGUAUCUAUACUCAUCACAACAAGGACAAGUCUAAUGUCUCGGUGCAUCUCGAUGAAUCAAGUAUUCGACCAUCGACUGGAACGACCACCCUCAUUGGCUCUGUCAAUACUUACCCGCAGCCUAUGGACCAGGAUCCAAGCAUGGAACCGGCAACUGUGCUUUCUGCGCCGCAUGUGAUUAACAUUCGAAAGGGUCAAGCUAAGAAGUUCAACUGGAAGAAGGGCGGGAAAAGUGUCGCACAAGGUGUUUCUAAGGGGUUCAAGGGCGCAUUUGCCAACAUACAACAGGAGCGUCAGCAGCAAUGGGCAGGUCAAGUUGGCGAUAAUAUUGGUUUACCUUACAACAUGACAAUGGCUCCGGUGGAAUCACCUGCUGGUCUUCAACCUCCGACCGUUCCACGAUCAGUGUCAAAUGAUCCGUCAAAGCAAGGUGGUGGCUUUGGAUUGUUCAAGAGUAGGACAAUGCCAAAAUCUCUGUCGAAUGGGAACGUCCUGGCUCCAGAACAUGCCUCGACCCUUUUCGGCUCCGAUCUGGUAGAGAGGUGCGAGUAUGAGAAGCAAAAGAUUCCUAUCGUCGUCAUGAAAUGUAUCCAGGAGGUCGAGCUACGAGGCAUGGAUAUGGAGGGUAUUUACAGGAAGACUGGCGGUAGUGGGCAAGUCAAGAUAAUCCAAGAAGGAUUCGACAGAGAAGGCGAAGAUUGGGAUAUCUCGGAUCCUGAUAUCGAUAUCACAGCCGUCACCAGCGUUCUCAAGCAGUACUUCCGGAAAUUACCUACACCUCUACUGACUUUCGAUAUCUAUGACAGAGUCUUGGAAUCGCUUUCUAUCGAGGAUGACAGGGAACGCUGCAAUCACUUGAGGCAAACAUUUGCCAUGUUGCCUCAGAGACAUCGUGAUACCCUUGACUUCUUGAUGUUCCAUCUUGGUCGAGUCGCGAAGCGUGAGAGUGAGAACUUGAUGACUCCCAAGAACCUAGCUGUUGUCUUUGCACCCACAAUCAUGAGAGAUCACAGCCUCGAGCGCGAAAUGACGGAUAUGCACUCGAAGAACAAUGCUGUGCAAUUCGUUAUCGAACACAUCGAACAAAUCUUCGGACAUCCUCAAGAAUGA
This is a messenger RNA of Mollisia scopiformis, 3783 nucleotides long. RefSeq names its product RhoGAP-domain-containing protein. Gene Ontology annotation, cellular component: cytoplasm. Lineage: Eukaryota; Fungi; Ascomycota; Leotiomycetes; Helotiales; Mollisiaceae. The record is from RefSeq and is a predicted model, not a curated record. The transcript is spliced from 5 exons. The coding region runs from base 1 to 3783 and encodes 1260 amino acids. Gene Ontology annotation, biological process: signal transduction; regulation of GTPase activity.